Gordionus sp. m RMFG-2023 is the source of this 2092-nucleotide messenger RNA. RefSeq names its product set1/Ash2 histone methyltransferase complex subunit ASH2-like. The transcript is spliced from 11 exons. Gene Ontology annotation, cellular component: Set1C/COMPASS complex. Gene Ontology annotation, molecular function: transcription cis-regulatory region binding; protein binding. Bases 72 to 1958 code for a protein of 628 amino acids. Lineage: Eukaryota; Metazoa; Nematomorpha; Gordioida; Chordodea; Parachordodidae. The record is from RefSeq and is a predicted model, not a curated record.
UAUCAAGCAUAUAUUCUAUAGUUUUUUAUUAAUUUUUUUUUCGUAAUAGCUUACUUAGUCCUAUAAAAUUUAUGACUAAUUAUAUAUUCAUUUGUAAAGAAUGUGAAACUGAUAAUAAAGAAAACCUCUUCCGAAAAUCUGCAACUAUGUUACAAAUUUUAAUUACAACUAUUGGAAAUUUAAGAUAUUUGGAAAUUAUAAAAAAAUCAAACAAGAAGUAUUUCUCAAAGGAAAAAGAAAUUAUACCAUUUAUAGAAGGAAACCUGGAAGCAUUAUCUAUUACCACUCAAAAAUAUUUAAAUUGGAAAGAUUAUAUUGAUAAGAUAUUGAUGAGUGAGACAGAUAUAUUUUCACGAGUAAUCAAUGAUGACUUAGAAUUUUCUAUGGAUGAACAUUAUGGACUCAAAGAAGAAGAUUUAUUGAAAAUAGGUCCUGUCUACGAUACUAUAUCAAGAUCUAUUUUUUUUCGAUCAUUAUCCACUGUUGAAACGGAGAGUAUGUGUGACACAUCUACGGAUAUAAUUUCACUUUUGAAUUCAAAUGAUGGUUCUUUAGAUCCAGGAAGGGUCAAUCCAUCUAACAAGCGUAAAGCUAGCUCUAUUGAUAGCUCUGAUUUCAAUGGUUUCUUCGAUGAUAAAAAUGUAAACAAUGGUGAAUUAAAAGACCCUGUCCACAUUGACAACGUUCAACAGAUGUUUGGAAAUAUCGCGAAUAAGAGGAAUAAGAUUGAACCUACUAUCACAUCUACGCUAACUUUCUCAAAUGUUUCGUCAGUCGUUUCAAACGUUACAAAUAUUGUAAGCACUCCAAAUUUUGCGAAUUAUGGUUCGUAUAACCCCACUGAAUACCCAUUUAACAAGGAUGGUUAUCGCUACAUUCUGGCGGAACCAGAUCCGAAUGCCCCAUAUGCUUCUCAAUUUCACAGUGAAGAAAGCGGGUGGUUAGCUGGUAAACCCAUACCCCCCUUUCUUUACAGAACCUUUGUCCCACCGCAUGUCACGCUUUCACUCAAUGAUAGAGCACAUCAAUUGAAGGUUAAUGAUAAUCGCCUAAUAGUGACUGGAGAGAAAGGGUACUCUAUGAUUAGAGCUACUCAUGGAAUAAAUCAUGGAACCUGGUAUUUCGAAUGUAAAAUUGUAGAAAUGUCUGAAAAUACUGCUGCUAGAAUAGGAUGGGCUCAGCCUUAUGCCAAUCUACAAGCGCCAUUAGGUUACGAUAAAUUUGGCUAUUCUUGCCGCUCUAAGCACGGAACCUUGUUUCAUCAAUCAAAAGGGGUUCAUUUCAACAACUCUGCUAGUUAUAAUGUAGGUGAUGUGAUAGGUUGUUAUAUUCAUUUGCCCUCUUUAAUUUAUACGAGUAAACUGAAUGCUAAAACUACCCAUUUAAAAGAGAAUGAUAAGGAAUUGCUAUCUCCCGGUGGCCAUUCUCUGAUCGACGAUAGCUGUAAAAUUAAUCCCUUAGUCAAAUUUAAAGGAUUUUUCUACUUUGAACAAAAAGAUGAAAUUGAAGCGCAAUUGAAGAAAAUGAAAUCUCUACCAGGAAGCAUAAUAGCCUUCUAUAAAAAUGGACGAUUGGUCGAGAAGAAAGACAUUUCAAAAGAAUCACUCUCUUAUGGUGAUUAUAGCCAUAAUAACCAAUUUUCAAAUAAUCAUCGUGAAUUCAAAAUCCAUGCUAGCGAAGAAGAAAUUAAUCAAAGUAAUACACUUAACGAUUCAAAAAUUCAGGUCUACACAGCUUUCGAUAAUGUAUUUCAGGGAACCUACCAUCCAGCCAUCUCUAUAUAUUUCAAUAGCGUUGUUUCAUUUAAUCCUGGUCCUCAGUUUGAAUACCCUCCUUCUAUCUUUCCUUGUAACAUGAAGGCAUUACCAGUCUCAGAUUUAGUUAGUUAUUGUUCUGCUCAACAAGCCUUAAAUGAUAUUCUAUAUUUUGUAUGUAAUCGAGAUAAGUUAAAGAUAUAAUCUCGAGUAUAUUUAGAUAUUAAAUUGUUAAAUUAUGUUUAUAAAUGACACAUUUUGGAUUGUAAAUAUAAUUAUUUUGAUUUUUGUAUAUUAUUAUUUGUCAUAUGUGAAUAAUUCCGAACCCACUUUUAUAA